This is a messenger RNA of Tarenaya hassleriana, 2853 nucleotides long. Its product is annotated as cation/H(+) antiporter 26. The transcript has 7 exons. Gene Ontology annotation, biological process: regulation of pH. The record is from RefSeq and is a predicted model, not a curated record. Lineage: Eukaryota; Viridiplantae; Streptophyta; Magnoliopsida; Brassicales; Cleomaceae. Gene Ontology annotation, cellular component: endomembrane system. The coding region runs from base 402 to 2741 and encodes 779 amino acids.
GUUUCAUGGUGAGAGCUUCUAGACAUAUCUUCCCAAAUCUUUUUAUGGUUUGGUCUGUCUGUCAACCAUCCUGUUAUAGCAUCAAUCAUGGUUUUUCGGGGGUAUUUUGGGCCUUGAUGAAGUGGAAACACUCAGAUUGUGAAAGAAAAGCCUUUUUUUUUUUUUUAUAUUCAAAAUUUAGGAGAUUACGUUUUACUCUGUUUUAUUUAUUUUUUUCAAAUCUAAAACAAGCAAACAAACAAAAGCAAAAGGGAGAUGAUAAAUGUAUAAAUAGGUAAAGAAACUGAGGAAAGUAGCAAUAGUCAACCGUAUUCUCUGUUGCAUCCUCCUGAGAUGAUAGGACUGUUUUGAAAAGAAAAUUCAGACAGGAACAGGAACAGGAGUUGUGAGGGAGAGAGAGGAUGCUGGUUGCAAACCAGACGGAGAUAGCGUGCAUGAAAUGGCUGGGAUCAACGUCCGGCGGGGUAUGGAGGGGGCAGGACCCCACAAAGUUAUCGACGCCCCUUCUCCUUCUUCAGGUUUCUCUCGUCUCUUCCGUCUCUGCCUUGUUACAAGCCGUUAUCCGGCCUCUUGGCCAGAACUUUGUCGCCCAGAUGCUGGCGGGGAUUUUCCUAGGCCCAUCAGUGCUGGGACGCAGCAAGAGAUUCUCAUCAAAUAUAUUCAACAAACGGGGGAUGUUUGUGAUUGAUAACCUGGAGACGAUAUGCUUCAUGUUUAUCUCAUACAUCAUGACGGUUCAGGUUGAUUUGGGGAUGAUGAAGAGAGGAGGCAGACUGGCAAUCAUCAACGGCUUCGUCCUCUGGGCCCUCCCUAUCGCCGUUGCCUACUCCUCCGUCUUCCUCUUCCUGAAAUCCACAGGCAUUUCAUCCGUUGCUAACAUGAAUCCGAGCCAACUGUACAACCUCGCCAGGACCAACGGUUCCUUGUAUUUCCAAGUCUUUUACGAGGUUCUGUCCAAUCUCAAGAUGCUCAACUCUGAGCCCGGAAGGUUGGGUCUCUCCUCUGCCAUGACCACCAACGGCUUCGGCUGGAUUUUCUUCAUGCUCUACCUUGCUUAUAGACGCUCCUUUCGUCCCAGCGUUACCAAACCACCAUUCUGGCCCACCUUCUCCAUGUUACUACUGACACUGGGCAUAAUUGUUGUGUGCCGACCAAUCUUGGAAUGGAUAGUGAAGAAAACACCUGAAGGACAGAAACUGAGGCCAACACAUCUGUGCGUAAUAGUUACCAUGCUCUGCAUUGUCACCUUCUUGGUCGACGCUGUUGGGCUUCCCUUCAUGUUUGGGCCAAUGUUAUUGGGGCUGGUGACUCCGAACAAAGCGCCUCUCGGGGCAGGGCUCACCAGCAAGAUGGACAGCUUUGUCUCGGUCUUGAUGCCCUGUUACGUUAUCGGGAUUGGGCAGAAGAUCGACUUCCACGCUUUCGGGUUGAAAGACUUUGUGAUCUUGGAGAUGCUGUUUCUGCUGAUGCUGGCCGCCAAGUUUGCUUCUAUAGUGGUGCCUUCCCUUUUCUUCCGAGUUCCUCUCUCUCACGCCACCAUGCUCGGUUUGACUGUCUGCAUCCAAGGGAUUUAUGACGUCCAACUCUACAAACUCUCCUUGAAUUACAGGGAUAUAACAGAUGAAGGUUUUGGAAUGAUGGUGGUGGCAGCCAUGUUCCACUCGACCAUUUUGACCACCAUUCUGAAUAAUCUAUACAGCUCGACGCAUAAACUCAUAGCUUACAGAAGGCGUACGGUUCAGCAUUGCCAGCACAAUACUCCUCUCAGGAUCCUCGCCUGUUUUGCACAUCACGAGACCGUCCCUUCCAUUCUCAGCUUCUUGGAACUCUCUCGUCCAUCCCGAAGCUCUCCACUCUCCAUCUUCACUCUGAACCUUGAGGAGCUCGAGAUCGACACCGUCCCUCAACUCAUCCACCACCAAGUCGAUCCCAACCCCUUGACCUCUUCUGACCACAGAGACCAGAUCGUCAAUGCUUUCCUCAACUUCUUCCGCAAGAACAAGGAAAACGUGUCAUUGGAUUGCUAUACGGCAAUUGGACCGAGAAAGACGAUGCAUGAGGAUGUAUGCGCCUUGGCGUUUGACAAGGACGCGGACCUUGUGAUCUUGGCCUUGGACCUCGAGGCUGACACCUCGGUUCCAGGCCUGUGCAGCAACGUCAUCCAGAACUCCCUUUGCUCUGUGGCGAUCCUAGUAGACAGGGGCAACCUUCCCCAUCUGAGACUCGCUGCCAUGAGACAUGUGAGGGUCAAUGUCUGUGCUAUAUUCCUCGGCGGAGCUGAUGACCGGGAGACCCUCGCUCUCGCCACUCGGAUGGCCAGUCACCGGAGCGUGGGUCUUCGCGUGUUGAGGUUCGUAGAACAAGAUAACCACAUCCCACUCGACGAUUUCAUACAGAGACAGCUCGACGUCAAAGCCAUCGAUAGGUUCCGAGAACAAGCCGACGACAAAGAGAACGUCAUAUUCAGCGAGGUAAUGGUGGAGGACGUGACUGGGCUCGUGGACACGUUGAGGAAGGAAGGAGAUGAGUACGAUCUGAUAAUGGUGGGGAUCAGACAUGAAGGGGGGUUUCCGCUGUUGAAGGGAUUGUCGAUGUGGAGUGAGAUGGGUGAGUUGGGAGAGGUUGCCGACUUGUUGGUCUCCAAGGAUCUCUCGCUGACGGCCUCCGUUCUGGCGGUGCAGCAACAGCACAUGGUUGUCGAGGGGAUGCUCGAUCACUUCUCUGCCCGGCAUCGUCUCUGAUCAUCUCCAUUUCUGCUCUAGUUUUGUUUACAACCUUUUUUGUUUAUUUAUUAUUAUUACAAAACAUGCGCACUAGGACACAUAUCAAAACAUCGUUGUCUGGUUUAGUCUU